UCAACCCUCAUCAUAGUUUUUUCUCCUCCUACUUAGAGCCAUUAGAUCGAAUUCGAUCAUUUCGGAUUUGAUCUGAUGGUUUUGGACUUCUAAUUAGUCUAAGAUGGACAAGGUUAAGAGGUUGGCAACAGAAAAGGGUGUGGUGGUUUUCACCAAGAGCUCUUGUUGCCUCUGCUAUGCAGUCAACAUUCUGUUCCAAGAGCUUGGAGUGAUCCCUGUGGUUCAUGAAAUUGACAAAGACCCUGAGGGCAAGGAAAUAGAGAAAGCUAUAACAAGGUUGGGGUGUCCUACACCUGUUCCUGCAGUCUUCAUCGGAGGGAACCUGGUGGGGUCCACCAAUGAAGUCAUGUCCCUCCACCUUAGUGGUUCACUCACUCAACUGCUGAAACCAUAUCGAGCUUUGUCUUAAAGAAGGGUGCACAUGCAAAUUAAAUUAAAACAUGUUCCUGCUACCUUAAUUGGAAGAAUAAACAUGCAGUAUAGUAGUGUAACUACUAAGUCUAUAAUAUUGGAUAGUCUAUGCAGUGAUGCAUGUGUGAUGUAGUUAAUUAAUUUCUAGCAUUUGAUUAUUAGCUAUAUAUAAUUAAUGCAAUGUCAUAAUUAUUCUUAAUGAAGUUCUAUUUAUAUACUUGUACUGAUGUACGUCCAAGUAAAUCAUGUUAUUGAAAGUUUAAUUUA
Messenger RNA from Glycine soja, 678 nucleotides. RefSeq names its product monothiol glutaredoxin-S9-like. NCBI's taxonomy places the organism in Eukaryota, Viridiplantae, Streptophyta, Magnoliopsida, Fabales, Fabaceae. The record is from RefSeq and is a predicted model, not a curated record. The transcript has 2 exons. Gene Ontology annotation, cellular component: cytoplasm; nucleus. The coding region runs from base 104 to 409 and encodes 101 amino acids.